Molecule: messenger RNA, 1916 nt
Organism: Ornithorhynchus anatinus (platypus)
Lineage: Eukaryota; Metazoa; Chordata; Mammalia; Monotremata; Ornithorhynchidae
Gene: BBOX1
Product: gamma-butyrobetaine hydroxylase 1
Exons: 8
Coding region: 446-1627 (393 amino acids)
Biological process (GO): carnitine biosynthetic process
Cellular component (GO): mitochondrion
Molecular function (GO): iron ion binding; gamma-butyrobetaine dioxygenase activity
Source: RefSeq, a predicted model, not a curated record
UUUGCUGAGAUGCCCAGUGGGUAAUUCUGGUUCUGGGAACAAGUUACAGCCAAUGACAGCUUCUCUAGCUCAAGCCCUUGGGCUGUGCAAGCUUUGAACAUUAUUUAUCAUAACCGGUCCUUGUUUGGCUGGCAACUUCUUCAGAGGAGAAUAUCCUUUCUCAUUAGCAGUCAGGGAGGUGCUGCAAUCUGAGGGAAGUGCUGUGAAGGUUCUCCAAAACUUGAAAACCACAGCUGCAAAGAAGGACUGCCACAACAGAAAAAGUUGCAUGGAAAAUUGGAGCUUUCUGUUUCUCAUGAUGUGAUUAGCCAACAAGAAUUUUCAAAGGGAACCCUCGAAGGACAAUCGUUGUACAUUAAAAACAGGAGAGUUUAAAAGAACAGCGGUGACCACAGGCCUCCCCUUUAACCCAGAAGCAUUACAACAAACUCUGAAGUGAUUCACAAUGCAAACCAGCAACAUGAGUUCAGCUAUCCAGAAGGUGGAGGCUCUGGAUACGCAGCGGAUGGUCCGAGUUCAUUGGGAAGAUGGGGGUGAAUCACUGUAUCCUGCCGUUUGGUUGAGAGAUAAUUGCCAGUGCUGUGAUUGCUACCUAAAUUCUGCAAAGGCUCGGAAACUUCUUAUCGAAGCCCUGGACAUUAACACUGGUGUAAAGAGCCUGAUUUUGACAGAAAGAAAAAAGGUCCACAUUAUAUGGCCUGAUGAACAUUCCAGUGAAUUUGAAGCUGCCUGGCUGAAGAAAAGAUGUUUUUCUCAAAAAUCUAGAGCAAAGUUCCAACAAGAAUUAUUCUUUCCAGAGUGCCAGUAUUGGGGCUCAGACCUGCAGCUUCCUACCAUGGGUUUUAAAGACAUUUUAAGCAGUGAUGAACAUGCAUAUAAUUGGCUGUCCACCCUGAAGAAAGUAGGCAUUGUGCGGCUAACAGGAGCUUCUGCCAAGCAAGGAGAAGUGGCUAAACUUGGUAAAAGGAUUGGCUUCCUGUACCUCACAUUUUAUGGGCAUACUUGGCAAGUGCAAGACAAAAUAGAUGCUAACAAUGUGGCUUACACAACUGGGAAGCUAAGCUUUCACACUGACUACCCAGCUCUGCAUCAUCCACCUGGGGUUCAGUUUCUUCAUUGCAUAAAGCAAACAGCCACUGGUGGCGAAAGUGAAGUUGUUGAUGGCUUUAACGUAUGCAGAAAACUGAAGGAACAGAAUCCUACGGCAUUUCAAAUCCUCUCUUCAACCCUGGUGGAUUUUGCAGACAUUGGGAUUGAUUACUGUGACUUUUUAGUGCAAUCCAAGCACAGAAUCAUUGAGCUUGGUGAUAGAGACCAAGUGGUUCGUAUUAACUUCAAUAAUGCCACCAGAGACACAGUGUUUGACAUACCUGUGGAAAAUGUGCAGCCAUUUUAUGCUGCCUUGAAAGAGUUUGUUGACCUUAUGAACAGUCAAGAAUCCAAAUUCACCUUCAAGAUGAACCCAGGUGAUGUGAUAACAUUUGAUAACUGGCGUUUACUGCAUGGUCGACGCAGCUAUGAAGCAGGGACAGAAAUAUCACGCCACCUUGAAGGUGCUUAUGCCGACUGGGAUGUGGUAAUGUCAAGACUCCGUAUUUUAAAGCAAAAUAUCCAGUACGGAAAUUGAAUUUUCGCUCCAGAAUUUGUUAUAGUAACACCAAUAAAAAGACAGCCAUUUCUUUGGGAUAUGACCAAUUAUACUUUGCGAUAUGCCUAUAUAUGUAAUGCCCAAAUACCACAAUCAGUAUCACAGUCUUGAUAACCUCAUUUUCAAAUUAGAGUUUUGUGAUUAAAAUAUGACCAGUCAUUCAGUGUAGCUUUUCCUUUGUCAUUGUAGAAAUAGUGUCAAUGACUUAUAUACAAGUAGUGACUUAAUAUUUUUUCCUCUCUACAAAUAAAAUUUCACUUCAACUAGA